GAAAAGGUCUUGCCGGCUGCCAAGGGGGUGUCUCGCUUUCGCGCCAUCAAUCCCUCUCUACUCCCCGCUGCAAGUCGCACUCGCCUUCCUCCUCUUUAAACCGCCCGCCAUGAGACGCUCUCACUCUCCUUCCUCCCCGUCUUGUCUCCUCCGCUCGUGCUGAGGAGGAGGAGCGACGAGGAGGAGCUAUGUCCGUCGCGGGCGCCGGCGGCGAGGAGACGCCGCUGCCGGCGUGCGACUUCUGCGCGGGCCUGCCGGCGGUGGUGUACUGCCGGGCCGACUCCGCCAGGCUCUGCCUGCCGUGCGACCGCUACGUCCACGGCGCAAACACGGUGUCCACCCGCCACGCGCGGGCGCCGCUCUGCGCCGCGUGCCGGUCGGCCGCGGCCGCGUUCCGCCGCAGCGCCGCGGGGUGCGGCGGCGGCUGCCUCUGCGCCGACUGCGACUUCGAGGAGGGGCACCGCCGGGACGGCGACCCGCCGCCGCUCCACGACCGUCGCGCCGUGGAAGUGUACGCCGGGUGCCCCUCGAUCGCCGAGCUCGCGGCGGUCCUCGGCGUCGGCGGGAGAAAGAAGGCGACGACGGUGGCCGGGGAUGGGAACGGGGUCGGGUGGUGGCCCGACUGGGAGGAGCUCCAGGUGCUCCGGCUGGAGGACGUGAUCGUGCCCACCACCUCGUGCCAUGGCCUCCAGCCGCUCCUCGCGCCAUCCUCCGCCCCAAAGCACCGGAGCUCCGGCGGGAAGCUGGCUGAAGAGGUAAUUCGGCAGCUGGGGGAGCUCGCCAAGUCGGAGGCGGCGGCGGAAGCAGCCGAAGCUGAGCAGUUUCCUUCGUGGGCUUCAUCAGAGUAUGGCAUUGGAGAUGGCGAUUUCGAGGUUUUCCACAACAAGGCUGCAAGCAUGUCCGUCCCUUCUUGUGAGCAGGAAGCGUGGAUGACGACCGACGACAGCAACGGCGCCUGCGGGAUGGCGCAUGACGCAGCGCACGACCAGGCCCCAGCGGCGGCGAGCUCGCCGGCCGAGCCGUCCCUGUCCUCGUUCGUGGCGAUGUCAGAGAUCUGCCCCAGCAUGGCCAUCGGCAACAGCGUCGGCGACGUCGUCGACAACGGCAGCAGCAAGCGAGACGCCGCAGAAGCAACAGCCCCGCGGCAGCAUGCCGCGCCGGCGCCGGCGAAGAAGGCCGGCUACGACGUGGCCUACCCCGACCGCGGCACGGUGAUCUCGCGCUACAAGGAGAAGCGCAAGAACAGGAGGUUCGACAAGCAGAUCCGGUACGAGUCGCGCAAGGCCCGCGCCGACGGCCGACUGCGGAUCAAGGGCCGCUUCGCCAGGUCCGGCGAGGCCAGCUGAUCGAUCGGGAUGCUUGGCGGCGAAUGGGCGAUCCCACCGACGGUGAGCUAGGUAGCUAGGGUGUGGGCACGGCGAAGAAGGGGAGCCGGGCCUCUCUGCUCUGUAUCUAUUUGUGACUAGGAUGUCGACGGCGCGCCAUGCGUUCGUUGUUCGCGCUUCGAUUUGAUGCUCGCAUCACGUGCUGCUGCUGCUGUCGAACAUGGUGAUGCUUCCU
Setaria italica (foxtail millet) is the source of this 1560-nucleotide messenger RNA. Its product is annotated as zinc finger protein CONSTANS-LIKE 12. The transcript has 4 exons. The coding region runs from base 189 to 1346 and encodes 385 amino acids. Lineage: Eukaryota; Viridiplantae; Streptophyta; Magnoliopsida; Poales; Poaceae. The record is from RefSeq and is a predicted model, not a curated record. Gene Ontology annotation, molecular function: protein binding; zinc ion binding.